This is a messenger RNA of Erigeron canadensis, 2522 nucleotides long. Its product is annotated as protein EMBRYO SAC DEVELOPMENT ARREST 30. Gene Ontology annotation, cellular component: chloroplast; cytoplasm; Golgi apparatus. Lineage: Eukaryota; Viridiplantae; Streptophyta; Magnoliopsida; Asterales; Asteraceae. The transcript has 11 exons. Bases 268 to 2202 code for a protein of 644 amino acids. The record is from RefSeq and is a predicted model, not a curated record.
CAAUCCUCACCCAAAUCUCUCACACACAAUCUUCUCCAUAUAUCACACAGUCUCUCAGUCUCUAUCUCUGUCUGUAUCUCCGGCCACCGCGCCACCAAUCACCGACGCAUCACCAACCGUUUCUCCUUCAAUUUCAGCUCAGUUGUUCCUCGAACGAUUUAGCUCAUAUUCUGAGAUUUAUGUAUUUGAAAUCAUGAUUUGGUGGCGGCAUUGGAUGGUGAAGUUGUAUCGAAUAACGAUAUAAGUGUUAAAACAAUAUAGAUUGUUAUGAUGAUUAGAUCGAAGAUCAAAUGGUUUGCCCUUGGGGGUCUGGUUCUGUCUUUUUUGUCUUUGUUGGUGCACAUGUUUGUUGCAAAUAGGAGUGGGGAGUUAGUACAGUAUACUGUGAUGACGCAGUUUAUCGAGGAUAUGAAUGUUGGUGUUGUCGGGCAACAGACUGUUAGAUCAAAAAAGUUGUGGAAAAAGGUUAAGCCUUUAGAGGUUUUGCAGCCUUAUGCAAACCCCAGAAGUAAAUAUCCUGCUCCAGUUGAACAAAGUACUGGUUUCAUAUAUGCCAAAAUUUUUGGUGAAUUUGAAAAGAUCAGAUCUUCGAUUUGUGAUCUUGUUGCCAUAUCCAGGCUUCUAAAUGCUACUCUGGUUAUCCCAGAGAUUCAACAAAGUACAAGUUCUAAAGGGAUCAGCUCGGAGUUUAAGAGCUUUUCUUACAUCUACAAUGAAGAACAAUUCAUAACCUCUCUUAAGAAUGAUGUAAUAAUUGUGAAAAGUCUGCCCCCUAAGCUGAAGGAAGCCAGGAAACGCAAAGAGUUUCCUUCUUUUAAGCCUAAGCAGUCUGCCUCUCCUGAUUAUUACAUAAGAGAAAUCUUGCCAGAGUUAAAGAAGGCCAAGGUUAUUGGAUUAGUGAUUAUGGAUGGAGGCUGUCUACAGCCCAUCCUCCCCUCCAAGUUGGUUGAAUAUCAAAGGCUCAGAUGUCGGGUAGCAUUUCACGCACUUCAUUUCCGUUCUGAGAUUCAAGAACUUGCCCACCUAAUGGUGGAAAGGUUGAGAGCUUCAGGACAACCAUAUCUUGCAUAUCAUCCUGGUCUAGUAAGAGAUAGCUUGGCUCACCAGGGUUGUGCUGAGCUUUUCCAGGAUAUUCAUACUGAACUUAUACAAUACCGGCGUUCACAAAUGAUCAAGCAGAAAAUCAUUCAUGAUGAGUUAGCUGUUGACUCAUUUAUGCGGAAAGGAAAUGGUUCAUGUCCACUGAUGCCUGAAGAGGUGGGGAUUCUCUUCCGAGCUAUGGGUUAUCCAACAACAACGAGAAUCUACCUGGCAGGUUCUGAAACAUUUGGUGGUCAACGAGUCAUGAUCCCUCUUCGAGCCAUGUACCCUAACUUAGUGGAUCGUUCUAAUCUAUGCAAUAAAUAUGAACUAUACAAGCUUUUAGGCAAUGAGGACCCACUAUCCUCAAACUCUUUCGGCCCUAACCCUACUAAAACUUUCAAGAAAGAGAAGAAUGAAUGGGAUCAGGCUGGCCCACGUCCUCGACCUCUUCCUCCACCUCCAGAUCGCCCAAUCUAUAAACAUGAAAAAGAAGGAUGGUAUGGUUGGGUUGCCGAAAAAGAUUCUGAGCCCGAACCGUUGCCAAGUGAUUUAAGGGACAAAGCUCACAGGCUGCUAUGGGAUGCCCUUGACUAUGUUGUAUCAGUUGAAGCAGAUGCUUUCUUUCCUGGGUUUAAUAAUGAUGGUAGUGGGUUGCCAGAUUUUUCAAAUUUGGUCAUGGGUCAUCGGCUCUAUGAGAUGGCAUCUGCCAUAACUUAUCGACCUGGCAGGAAAUAUCUUGCUAAUUUGUUUAACAGUACCCAAGAUAAUCUUUAUUAUCCUAAACGAAGCUGGAUUUUGGCAGCACGUAAACAUCUGAACAAUAGUUUGGGGGAUGAAGGAUUACAGAGACAACUAAUUCAAUCAAAACCAAUGUCAUUUCUCUCCCACCCAAUCCCGGAAUGUUCUUGUACUAUUUCUAAAACUGGUGGCAAGAACUUGUGUCCUAAAUGGAUUGAAGACAGCUUUACCAAAUCAAAACUGCAAGAGACUUCAGUACUUGGUGAGAAUGAACCUGAUGAUGAUGAAGUAGAUGCAGAAGAGACAGAUUUAGAAGAAGAAAACCAGAAAAAUGUUUCACCUUCCUUGGAAGAAGAUGUUGAAAUGGAUCCUGAUGAUUAGAUAUUUGAAAAGCUUUAUACAGGUUUUUACCACGUCACCCAGAUUCUUUUAUCGACCAUUACAUAAUAUUCGUUUGGCAGUGGUUCAUUUUUGGUCAGGCCAUUGUGGCCUUGCGGUUGCACAGAGAGAUACGAGUAAAGAAAGUAAGAAACACAGAUAUGUUGAUAGCUUUACACCUUUUUUCAUUUGGUUUACAAUACGGUCCAAACCUUUUGUUGUUCUGUACUGUACCAGUUCCGUGUUUAUGAAAUACCUGGAUCAUGAAACAAUGUAAAAUUUACUAGUUACACAAAUAUACACUUGAUACUGGAUUAUAUAAA